GUGGCGGCGCCGGGUCCGGGAGUGGAAAGGAGCUGAGGCUGCAGCCCGAGUGGAGCGGCUGCCAGCCGAGGAGCAGGCGCGGCCGCGGCGCCAUAUUGCGGCCCCAGCGGUCGCUACCGAGCCAUGGCCGAGACCUACGACUUCCUCUUCAAAUUCCUGGUGAUUGGCAGUGCUGGAACUGGCAAGUCAUGUCUCCUCCAUCAGUUCAUUGAGAAUAAGUUCAAACAGGACUCCAACCACACCAUCGGCGUGGAGUUUGGAUCCAGGGUGGUCAACGUUGGGGGGAAGACUGUGAAGCUCCAGAUUUGGGACACUGCUGGCCAGGAGCGGUUUCGGUCGGUGACGCGGAGUUAUUACCGAGGGGCAGCUGGAGCCCUGCUGGUGUACGACAUCACCAGCCGGGAGACAUACAACUCGCUGGCUGCGUGGCUGACUGACGCCCGAACACUGGCCAGCCCCAACAUCGUAGUCAUCCUCUGUGGCAACAAGAAGGACCUGGACCCUGAGCGUGAGGUCACUUUCCUAGAAGCCUCCCGCUUUGCUCAGGAGAAUGAGCUGAUGUUCCUGGAGACCAGCGCUCUCACUGGUGAGAAUGUGGAAGAAGCUUUCCUGAAGUGCGCACGCACCAUCCUCAACAAGAUCGACUCAGGUGAACUAGACCCGGAGAGGAUGGGCUCAGGCAUUCAGUAUGGUGACGUAUCCCUUCGCCAGCUGAGGCAGCCUCGCAGCGCGCAGGCCGUGGCCCCUCAGCCUUGUGGCUGCUGAGACCUGCAGAGCCAGCUCACCUGUUCUCCUGGACCAGCCCUGCCCGAAGGCUGGGGCUCAGAACCAGGCCCCAAGAGGCCAGGCCCCAGUCUGCCCCAGCCCCAGAAAAGCUACUCUAUCAGCCAUUCCCCCUUCCCUGGCCUGGUGGGGCCUGGCAUUGGGGCAAGAUUGAGCCACAGGGGAAGGGGGAACCCAUACCUGCUGCUGCUUCCUCUGUCUUGGCUAACUAUUCCCCCGAGCCCCUAACCAUACCUGAAGAACUCCCAAAGCUUGAGACCAGGGCCCUUUGGCCCCCACUUCCUGCCUGGCCCUGCUGUUGCAAGUCUGUUAUUUAUUACCUGGAGGCCUGCUCCAUCCUGUCCCGGCCCUCCAUAAAGUACUGUUUACACCCGA
This is a messenger RNA of Meriones unguiculatus (Mongolian gerbil), 1158 nucleotides long. RefSeq names its product RAB4B, member RAS oncogene family (gene Rab4b). NCBI's taxonomy places the organism in Eukaryota, Metazoa, Chordata, Mammalia, Rodentia, Muridae. Gene Ontology annotation, cellular component: endosome. Gene Ontology annotation, molecular function: GTPase activity; GTP binding. Bases 124 to 765 code for a protein of 213 amino acids. The record is from RefSeq and is a predicted model, not a curated record. Gene Ontology annotation, biological process: regulation of endocytosis; Rab protein signal transduction. The transcript has 8 exons.